Diospyros lotus (date-plum) is the source of this 708-nucleotide messenger RNA. Its product is annotated as flowering-promoting factor 1-like. The transcript has a single exon. Gene Ontology annotation, biological process: regulation of flower development; vegetative to reproductive phase transition of meristem. The record is from RefSeq and is a predicted model, not a curated record. Lineage: Eukaryota; Viridiplantae; Streptophyta; Magnoliopsida; Ericales; Ebenaceae. Bases 90 to 410 code for a protein of 106 amino acids.
GCUUCUCAGCUAGCUAGCUACUACUCAACAAUUCCCAAAUUAUUACCAAAUUAAAUUGUGUAUAAUAUUUAAGGAGAUCGAAUUUAAUUAUGUCAGGAGUGUGGGAGUUCAGGAACGGGGUGAUGCACUUGGUAGAAAACCAGGAACAGAGCGGGUCGUCGGGGAGGAAGAUGGCACUGGUGCACCUACCAAGUGGACAGGUGGUGUCGUCGUACAGCUUGCUGGAGCAGAUAUUGAGGGACCUCGGCUGGGAAAGAUAUUAUGGGGGGCACCCUAACCUGUUCCAGUUCCACAAGCACUCUUCCAUUGAUCUCAUCUCUCUGCCUAAAAAUUUCUCCGACUUCAGCUCCAUUUACAUGUACGACAUCGUCCUCAAGAACCCUAAUGUCUUCCACGUCCAAGACAUGUGAUCAUUAACACUAACUGACUACAUCCAUCAUAUCCAUGCAUCAAUCAUCUACUUGGUUUCUGUCUUGUGCAGUUAGUUGCAUGCAUAUCCAUCCUAUAUAUAUGUUUAAUUGUCGGCGUCUGUGUUCUUUUCUAUAUAUGUAUUACGUUUAAUGCAUGUGGUAAUUAGUUGUUUUUAAUUUCUUGUUGUCUAUCAAUGUAAAAUUUUUCUUGGAUAGUACUACUAUAUACGUACGUACUAUGCAAGAAAUGGAUGGUAUUGAAUUAGUAGAGUGUUAAUGAUCACGUGUAUGUGUCAAA